UUUAUUUACUGUUUUAUUAUGUCAUUUACCUAUUACUGAAAGCAAUUUCCCCAUAAAUUGUAUUUGGUGAUCUUUAAUGAGUUACAAAUUCAAAAACCACUAUUCUUAUGGUUGUCAGUUUGUUCUUUGACUCACUCUAGUGGGUCUAAUGCUGGCCAAAUGCCCAUGCACCCACUAAAAAUUAUUUAUUUACUCAUUUCCUGCUGAGAGAUAUGGAUUAGGAGGGAGAGGGCAAACCAGGCUCAAAACUUUAAAGGGUAUAAAGAAAACUUUAGUAACAGAAUUAAAAGAAAAAAUGAUAAGAAAUUCAGAAUAAACCUUCAGAACACUUCUCCUCCCCCACACCCUCUUCUUUCCCACAGACAACGUAAAGAGACAAAACCUGACCUUUCAGUCAGUUUACCUCCUCUAAAAUAAUCUUUCUUCAGUCUACCUAGGGAGUGGAGUCUCUCUUGCUAUGCCAUGGAGACUUGUCCAUAAGAAGCAGUUCUCUCGUGGCUUCGGUGUCACACUGAAUCAGCCACCCAGGAAAGGAAAUCUGUUUGCAGUGUGAAAGUCCCUCCCAUGAUUCUGCAGCUUUCCCAAAGCUGCUUUCAUCGGCCACGUUAACUUAUGGGGUACUAUUUAAGGAUGAGCUGUUCUAGCAUAAAAACAGAAGUUCUCUUUUUUUAAUCCCUGGGAACAGAGGUUUUUCUUGUUCUAUCCCUAGGGCAAAGUUUCUCAUCUCUCUCUGGUCAAACUUCUCAUUGGAUUACAGCUUUUCAGCAUCCACGUGCUCCAACAUGUGUCCUUCUCUCAGGGGCUGUGGGUGAAUGCUGCAUCCCCCCGUGCCCUUCAUGAACUACAGGGAAAAAACAAAGUCUGAUAGAUCAAAAAUAUAUCUUCACCAUAGCAUCACAAAAGAAUUUCAGCCCAAGACUAAGGCAUCUCCUCAAUCCCCUCCCAUCUACAAUUGACUCCUCCUUUACUGCCCUCAGUGUCUGUAUUGUUUUCUCUACGUGUCUUCACCCUUUCCUUUUCCUGACUGAGAUUGGUGCUGGUAUGUUCAUUUGUUCUCAAGCUUUAUCAGUUGAAACAGUUACAGAGUUCUGUAUCAUUGAAAGGCUGAUCUUGUCCAGGCUCUGCAGUCCAGGAAUUGCUGUGUGACACUGCUGAUCAUGUGCUCCCCCCCAGCGCCGCUCCUGCGCCUUUCCUUCAUGUGGGGUGUCAGGAAAAAGAAACAAAACUGCUGCUUUUGUCCUUCUGCCUGCAGCAUGGCUGCCUAAAAGCAGCUGAGCAAACAAAGUUCAUUUGUGAGCCAUGUCGAGAUAGCCCUGGCCGUGCUGACUCUGGCCACGCAGUCCUGGCCGCGCGGUGCUGGGACGGUCCCGGCAGCACGGCCUGGUUGUGGCAGAAAUCCCAGCCUAGCAGUGCUCUGACCAGAGCCCAGCCCAGCCAGGCCUGGCCCAGCCCAGCUGUGCGAGCCCAGCCCAGCUGGGCCUGCCCUGACCCAGCACGUCAGCCCAGCCCAGCCAGGCCUGGCCCAAUCCGGCUGUGCCAGCCCAGCCCAGCCAGGCCUGGCCUGACCCAGCAUGCGAGCCCAGCAUGGCCGGCCUGGCCCAACCCGGCCACGUGAGCCCAGUCCAGCCCAGCCAGGCCUGACCCAGCCACGUGAGCCCAGCCAGGCCAGUGAUAUCUUCAGAGGCCAUUAGCCAAGAGUGUUCAUGCGCUAGCCCAUCCUUAAAUGUUCAUAGAGGCGUAUUCAGCUCUUCUAAGUGGUUUAAAUGGGUGUCAAUCUUUAAAACUAGCCUGCUGAUUGGUUAACUGGAUGUCAAUCUUCAAAUCUAGCCAGUUGAUUGGCUCUUUAAAUUAGGCAGCUCAUUGGCUCUGCCAGGUCCCCACCCCCUCAACUGAAAACCAGACUUUGUUAAACCACGACACACGUGCUGUGUGAUAAAAGCACGAGAGGUUGUAAAUGAAAGAGUCAAUAUGGGGGAAAAGAAGGCAGAACCGUUGGAUUUUGUGAAAGAUUUUCAGGAAUAUCUGACCCAGCAGACUCACCAUGUCAAUAUGAUUUCUGGAUCGGUCACUGGUGACAAGGAAGUAGAGACUCUCCAGGGAGCUGGGACAGAAGGUGAUCAGAAUGGUCUGGAUCAUCCUUCUGUUGAAGUUUCACUGGAUGAAAACUCAGGAAUGUUGGUGGAUGGGUUUGAAAGGACUUUUGAUGGGAAGUUAAAGUGUCGAUACUGUAACUAUGCCAGCAAAGGAACUGCACGGCUCAUCGAGCACAUCAGGAUUCACACAGGGGAGAAGCCACACAGGUGCCACCUGUGUCCCUUUGCCUCGGCCUACGAGCGUCACCUGGAGGCUCACAUGCGGUCCCACACUGGGGAGAAGCCCUACAAGUGUGAGCUGUGCUCCUUCCGCUGCAGCGACCGCAGCAACCUGUCCCACCACCGCCGGCGCAAGCACAAGAUGGUGCCCAUCAAGGGGACGAGGUCUUCCCUGAGCAGCAAGAAGAUGUGGGGGGUUCUGCAGAAGAAGACCAGCAAUUUGGGGUACAGCAGAAGAGCAUUAAUUAAUCUGAGUCCGCCUUCCAUGGUGGUGCAGAAGCCAGACUACCUUAAUGAUUUCACCCAUGAAAUCCCCAAUAUCCAGACUGAGGCGUACGAGAGCAUGACAAAAUCCACUCCGAGCGGUGGCUUGCCAAGAGAUCCACAAGACCUCAUGGUGGAUAAUCCUUUAAACCAGCUCUCCACGUUAGCAGGACAGUUGUCCAGUUUGCCACCUGAAAACCAAAAUCCAGCCUCUCCUGACGUCGUUUCCUGUCAAGACGAAAAGCCUUUCAUGAUACAGCAGCCUGCUGCACCUGCAGUAGUUUCAGCUGUGUCAGCAAAUAUUCCUCAGAAUUCCUCUCCGACCAGCCCUGAUUCGCGGCCCGCACACAAUCAGAGGAACUAUAGUCCCGUGGCAGGGCCCAGCAGUGACCGCAGUGCCCACACCAGUACUCCCAGUAUCAGCAACAGCCAGCCGAGUACUCCAGCUCCAGCCCUGCCAGUGCAGGACCCUCAGCUCCUGCACCACUGCCCACACUGUGACAUGUACUUUGCAGACAAUAUCCUUUACACCAUCCACAUGGGAUGCCACGGAUUUGAAAAUCCUUUCCAGUGUAACAUUUGUGGGUGUAAGUGUAAAAACAAGUACGACUUCGCUUGCCACUUUGCGAGAGGCCAACAUAAUCAACAUUGACUGAGAACAUGCUUUCGUUUAGUUUUUUAACAUAUUACAGUCUAUUUUUCAUACUUGCUGAUGGAAAGCUUGCACAUUCCCAUAAGGAAUCUUCACAUUAAUCAAUUCGACAGAGGAGGCAAAUUGAUUUCUGUGUUCUUGUAAAACUUGCCAGGGAAAUUUUGUAUCACAUUCAGUUGCUGUUUUAUAUGUAGCCUUUCAAAAAAAGCCAAGAGUGCUGUAAGGGUUGGAAUGCAUUUACAUGCUGUGGUUGCUAAAUUUAAGUUGCUUGCACUUAAUCCCAAUAAACAUUCUGCAAGUGGAGAAGCAGAGCGUGUGUCCUGAACCAUAGGAUGUAAUUCCCAGAUUGUUUACUAGGCAACACAAGAUAUAUUAUCCAUAAAACACAAAAGGUCAAUGCAAUGACACAUCAUGUAGAGACAGGACAAGGAGGAAUGGUGACAGAGGGCAGGGUUAGAUGGGAUAUUGGGAAGGAAUUGUUCCCUGGGAGGCUGGGCAGGCCCUGGCACAGGGUGCCCAGAGCAGCUGUGGCUGCACCUGGAUCCCUGGCAGUGCCCAAGGCCAGGUUGGACAGGGUUUGGAGCACCCUGGGAUAGUGGAAGGUGUGUGUCAUUUAAGGUCCCUUCCAACCCCAGCCAUUCUAUGACUUUGGAGAAAUCUUUAAAAACCUGGCUACUCAAACAAACACAAGCAAUUUUCACGUACAAAUUCAAUUUGAUGUAAAAGUUUCUUUGAUCUGAUGAAGGUUGAUAAUAAGUUUUUGUUUAGUAUAGUCUAAACUCUUCAUGCUAGGACUUAAACACUAAUUUAACUAUUAGCGCAAAACUAGAAGAUAACAGGUUAUUGUGAAUAAAACUAUGGUAGGAAAAAAAAAAAGAGCUAAAAGCCUGUCAUUCAUGAGUUAUAAAAACAAAAAAGUAAGAUACCUUAUAUUACCUACACUCUACAAAAUUUUACCUGUCAUUGUUUUUCAGAGGAGGCAAUUUUUAGAGUCAUAAUGAAGAGCCUGUAGAAUUAAUAUAUAUUCUGUGAGAUUUCUAACUGCCUUAAACUGAGUUGUACAGAUAUUUAAAUUUUGCACAAUUAGACUUCUGUCCCGCUGAUAGAAGUUCUGAUAGAAACAAACAAGAAGUUUACAAAUCAAACUCCUUUGUUCAGUUUUAUGUUGGGCCAGGCUACAACUGAGAGGUUGCCUAUAUUUUUGAGAGUUGUAUAAUCCAGUUUAUUGUAAAUUUCAGCUGACUUGGAGGCCUGCUUUGUCGCCUCUCCAAGGUCUGAUGUCCUUUGGGUGAGCUGGGAAUAAGGGGAAGGACCUCUGGCUUUUUCUGGGCUCCAUGCAGGAUGCAAAGGAAAACUGGCUGACUACACUGAAGUUGUGUUUAGGAAUUGUGGAUGGCAAAUGGUAACUGAAGUUGUUUAUUUUGUUUCAUAGUGUACACUCAUCUUUAGAAGCCCUCAGGCUAAAGGACAGGCACUUUAACAUAAACCUGAGUAAAACAUCUAAUUAAAAUGAAUAAUAACUUUAUGUGCUAGAUAAGAAUUUGAGAUAUUAAAAAUAAAGGAAGAACUGUUACUUUUCCCAUAUUUAGACAUGCACUUUUACCUUGGUUUGUCCUACUUGAGACAAAUUAAAGCUUCCCUUAUAUAUUCCCCUUUUCCUAUCAGCAAACCGUGUUUUGUUAAAAGCAAGGAGAUUUUAUUAAUGUUCCACAAGUCAGAGGUUGGAAUCUCAAUAGCAAAUGCUUGGCUUAUUCAAAUUUAUAUUGUUAUGGGAGCUAAAACUUCCUGAAACCAAUGGAAAAACUUACAGUGAUCAGGGUGAGAUCAAUGUAGGAAAACCACCUGUGUAAGAAUUUUAGCUGUAGAAGUAAUUUUGACUUUAAUUAAAUAGAAAUUUGGAUACCAGAUGUGUUUCUGUCUACCUGACUGACCUACUGUUGAAUUUCUGUGCUUGAGGAACUGGGUUCUUUCUUGGCUGUGCAGUCUUGAAGUAAUGAGGUCAGAAAACUGCCACUGGAGUGGUUCCAGUGUAGUGAAGAUGAACAGUAACACUGUCACUCCUAAAAACUGUUUUGUUUUCAGGCCUGGUUCAGAAUUUGUUUUGCUGGAUUUGUAAGACAGAAUGUAAUUUGCAUUUUUCAUCAGGACACUCUGUAAUUCCAAAAAAAUGCAUUGUUGCUUUAUACUUUUUAGAUUUAUUUUAUAAGUAAAACUGCAAGUCUGUGUGUGUAAACAUCCUUUAUUUUAUUUUAAGGAGUAAAAGUUGACUGAACUGGAAUCCAGUUAGAAGUUACUGCUCCUGGACAGGUUUUGGAAUCAAAAUUUUUUCCAGUCAAAGAGGGCAGAAAGGGUGGCUGUCUUUGGAUCACACAUUGAACAAUUCUACAAUUUAAAUUUGGCUCAAAUGUGGUGUUAGGAUAAGAGACAUUUCUCUUGAAGACUUUACAAUUAGUAAUUUAUGGAAGUGGUUUUCCUUGCCUUUUUGAUAGAUGGUGCACUCUCCUGUUCCUAAGCUCUGGCAUUUCCAAGGAAACUUGUGGAAUGGUGGUGCUCCAGGGAGCACCUUACAGUACUGAGUGACCACAGCAGCCAAGUGCUCCUUGGCUUGUGGUUUUUUCCUUGCUGGUAUCGUAGGGAGAGUAAUUUCCAUGUGCACAGAUGUGGGUUCUGACCCUCUGGGGCUUCUGUUGGCAGUGUUAACGUUGUUAGAGGCUUUUCUUUGUCUCAUGAUUUGGUGAUUGAGAGAAACGACUGCUGAGCCACAAUGGCCUUGAACAGAACUCAGGAUAGGUCACUGAUGGAGGAGCUGGGAGCAAGAGGAAGCCUGCAGGAUCUCAUGGAAAAGAGGCCCUUGUUUAGGGGGGAUCCCAUUGUGGGGAAUGUAUGUUCUUAACAACAGAACUCUGUGUGAAAUAAUCUAUCCCCAAGCCUUGCAAAUCAUUGUUUGGAAGGAUUUUCCUGCUGCUGCCUGGAUACCAUUGGUUCUGCUCUUGAAGGGAAAGGUUAAGCUGGGACAUCUCUGAACGGUUGAGGAAUGAAAAAAAACUCUGUUUCCUUGGGCAAACUCCUCAUUGCAGGGGGUUCUGGGGCAGCAGCAGCAGCAGCUUUGGUGCUCAUCCCUUGGCUCUGCACCCAGAUCCCUGGGUGGAUCCCUGUGUCCUUCCCAGGACUGUUCAUGUUCCAUGAUCACACUGUGUGUUCAGUUGUGCCAAACAAUGCCCUGACAUCGUUGUCCCCUUCUGCCAACUGAGGAGCUUUGGAAGGUGUAUUUUCCCAUUUUUUCAUAAUUUAUACAUACUUUUGACUAUAAUUUAAAGACCAGAGCUGGUAGUGGCAAAUUCUUUCCAAGAAUGAUCCCUUGCACAAGCAGGCCUUACCCAGAGUCAGGGAGGGAGACUUGUCCAGGAUUCUGGGAUUCAGUCCUUAGUUAAAAACUUUUCAUAUUGAGUCCUCCAUGUGCUACACUGCACUCACUUGUUUUGGUGGUUUUUUUAAAAACCCAAAUCCUCACAUUACAAGGUAAUGGGUGAUUAGCAUUUUAACUGUUAUUAAUGGAAGUUUGGGAAGGAGAUGGAAUUUUUCCAUAGCUCAGUUUUGUUAAGUUCUGUAGUUGCAAAACAUGAAUUUUGUGGGGGUUUUGUUUUUAUUGUCAUAGCUUAUUUUAUAGCUUUGUGAACAUUUCUAACAUGCACUAUUUAUAGCACUCAAUACACAUUUACUGUUUUGAGACUGAAUAUUCCAAUGAACAUUUGAAUAUUUGAACAUCUUCAUUUUCUCAGUUAAUUCUUUAACUGUGAAGGAGGCAAUAAGAAAAAUAGUUGUUUUGUUACAGAUACGUUUAGAUGAAGAGGAUUUAGACAUAAAAUGUUGAUUGGCUUUCUAAUAUAAAACUCAGUGCUGGGACAAUUUCCAGCACCGUUUUCCAGACAAAUAAUCUGUUACUGUUUGUUUUGUUCUAGAAUGUUUUGGGGGUUUGCUUUUUGUUUGUUUUUGACGAAGGGAAUGUAAUUUAGAAGUCUUCACUGGCAAGUUUUCUACUAAUUUUAAGCUUCUUGGAAAACCUACAGCAAAUGAUGUUCUGCUGCAGGAAAGCUCUCUCCUGCUAAAGCAUUUUUCAUUAAGCAAUCCUUGUGUAUGUGCUUUUAAGUACCUACUUUGUUAAUAAUAUGUAUCUCAGUGUAAAGAACAGAUUUUAUGCAAAAAUGAAACCUGUUAGAGUUGUAAAAUAAAUUUUAAUGUUAGUGAACAUUUCUGAGACGACAAGGUUAAUUCUGAAAUUACUCUGUGUCGUGUAGUUCAUGUUGUGAAGGUUUGCUUUUGUAAGAUAUGAAUAAAAUAACACUUUCUAAUUA
Molecule: messenger RNA, 7580 nt
Organism: Vidua chalybeata
Lineage: Eukaryota; Metazoa; Chordata; Aves; Passeriformes; Viduidae
Gene: IKZF5
Product: IKAROS family zinc finger 5
Exons: 4
Coding region: 1969-3228 (419 amino acids)
Biological process (GO): regulation of transcription by RNA polymerase II
Cellular component (GO): nucleus
Molecular function (GO): DNA-binding transcription factor activity, RNA polymerase II-specific; RNA polymerase II cis-regulatory region sequence-specific DNA binding
Source: RefSeq, a predicted model, not a curated record